This is a messenger RNA of Neopelma chrysocephalum (saffron-crested tyrant-manakin), 1839 nucleotides long. Its product is annotated as mediator of RNA polymerase II transcription subunit 12-like protein. The coding region runs from base 1221 to 1616 and encodes 131 amino acids. Gene Ontology annotation, molecular function: transcription coactivator activity. Gene Ontology annotation, biological process: regulation of transcription by RNA polymerase II. Gene Ontology annotation, cellular component: mediator complex. The record is from RefSeq and is a predicted model, not a curated record. Lineage: Eukaryota; Metazoa; Chordata; Aves; Passeriformes; Pipridae. The transcript has 4 exons.
CUGAGCAGCGAGGAGUGUGGCUGGUGGCCCCCCUGGUUGCCAGACUGCCCACCUCGGUCCAGGGGAGGGCAAAGCUGCGGGAGAGGAGCUGGAGAAAGGGCAGCAUUUGGGGUCAUCUUCUAAGAAGGAAAGAGAGAGACAGAAACAAAAAAGGUACGACCUUGGGGAACCCCUGCAGACAGAGCUAAACCAUGUUUGUGAGAGAGGAGUUUACUGAGGACUCAAAAUUUGAUCAGCUCCAAGGGUUCAGGUGUCAGUUGGGCUGAAGGAAUAGGAUUGGUUCCAAGAGAGGAAAUGCAGAAGCUUUGUAACCCCUCUGCCAGGGGCUGUGCUGCAGCUCAGUGAUGGGAAAUGUUAGGGAUGGAAAGGAACAGGUAGAGCACUUGUUGUCCCUUCCCUUAUGUGGCAUUAGGCCUCUUUGCUUGCAUUAAGAUCACACCAUUGUCACUUCACUUGCUUCCUGUUGGGAAUUGAGCUCAUCUCUAACUUUCCAAAACGUGUGAGAAUUUUGACUAAAUGGUUAUUGAUUUUCCUUCAGUAAAACAUUCUUCCACGGUGCCUGUAAUGUUUUUGCACUUCCCUUGGGGUUAUGCUUGAAGUUCCACUGAAUUAAGCCCACGUUGGAAUUUUAGACCAAUUCAGGCAGCUCUUGUUCUAAUCAGAGCUUCAGGGGAAACUUCCUUGGGGUUCACUUCAGACCAGUAGCAAGGAUCAGAAACUUUCGCUGCCUUAUCUCUGUUAAAAUGUUGUCCCUGGUUAAUCAAAGUAGUCUUAAAUAACCUGCCCUGUUCCUGAGUCAGGCCUUCAGGUGUGUGGGCAGUUCUUGGUCACUCAGGGCCCCCUGAGCCAGGGGUUCUCAGUAACAACAUGUGUAUCUGGGCUGGCUGGGGCUCUGCCUUCCUGGGGCAUGGUCUGUAAUUCCUCUGGCAAGACUUUAAUUGACUAAAAUAGAAGCAGACAUGGAUGCAGCAGUGCCACUGCAGGGGAGAAAGCACAGACAAAACAGGAAGGGAAGUAUCAAAAUAACUUCACUAAUGCAGUGUUUGCUUCUCCUAAAGCAUGUCCCUGCUGAGCCAGCAGCCUUUCCUGUCACUGGUACUCACUUGCCUCAAGGGACAGGAUGAGCAACGGGAAGGGCUUCUCACAUCCCUGCAGAAUCAAGUUACUCAGAUCCUCAGUACCUGGAGGGAGGAACGGCACCAGGACGAUGCCAAAGGCAGAUGAUGCACCAAGCCCUGCAGCUGCACCUCAGCCUGGUGGGUGGCACGUUUGAGACAGUACAGAGGAGCACCCAGUGCACCACAGACUGGGCCCUUCUGCUCCUCCAGGUCGUCACCUCAGGGACUGUGGAUCUGCAGACCAACAGGGAGUUGUUCACGACUGUGCUGGACAUGCUGGGGGUCCUCAUCAACGGGACACUCACCUCAGACCUGUCCAGUGCCUCCCAAGGAGAACAAAAGGGCUUAGAUGAAUUUAGUGAAGAAAUUAAAAGUAAGGGUCGUGUCUCAUUUUCAACAUUUCCUUUGAAUUGCCUUCUGCCCUCAUCUUUUAAUCAUGUCAUUCCUAGUGUCUGCAAAGGCCUCUUGGAAAUAGAGGGGAGGCUAAAACACACCUAGUCAUAAAAAGGAGAAAAAGAAGAAAAUAAAAAUACAGGCAUGUGGAGGUGGGAAGACACUUUUAGGAUUUUCUUCAUAUUCAAUUAAAAUUGGGGACCCUGCAAGAUGCUCAGUUGCUUUUGUUUAUGUUUGAGACACUGAUUUUGUAUUGUGUAUUUUCUACACUGUGUUUAAACAAGAGAUGAAAAGAAAACUUACAUUCUUUAAACAAAGAGCAAACCCC